Monoraphidium neglectum is the source of this 858-nucleotide messenger RNA. RefSeq lists its product as hypothetical. The record is from RefSeq and is a predicted model, not a curated record. NCBI's taxonomy places the organism in Eukaryota, Viridiplantae, Chlorophyta, Chlorophyceae, Sphaeropleales, Selenastraceae. Bases 1 to 858 code for a protein of 285 amino acids. Gene Ontology annotation, molecular function: protein binding. The transcript has 4 exons.
AUGCGCACUUCUUCAGAUGACAACGAGCAGCAGCCAGGGUUCGUCCCUGCGCACAAGCAGCAGCACCUCGGGCGCGUCAAAUUUGUCUGCUGCGCCGGCCGCGGCACCUUUGUCAGCCUGACCUCCUCAGCCCUCAAGACCUGGACGACCAUCCAACAAGGCGCCGAGACAGCCGCGCCCAUAGAACUCGCGCACCUGCAGCUGCCACGCGACUUUGUCACCGCAGUCGCGCCGUGCGGCAACCUGCUGCUCGGCAGCUGCCUCGACGGCAGCCUGCGGGUGUGGUCGCUCGACCGCCUGGCGCAGCGGUCCAUCUGCCCGCUGGAGCUGUGCAAAGGCGUGGCGACACAGCUGCUGUACAACCCAAGGACCGAUGACGUCAUCAUGGCCAGCUCCAGCGGCGUGAGGGCCCUGGCCAGCGACCCCGACACUGACGGCUACGCCAAGGCCUCCGGCGUCGUGCCGGCCGCCGAGCGGCCGCUGCUGACGGCCGCAGGCCAGGCGGUGCCUUGGGGUUACGGGCGGUACGAGCGGGCGCGCCAGAGACUGGAGUUCUGCCUGCCUCGGCCUGCCGCAGAGCCCGGCGUCGCGGGGCGCGAGCGGGAGCGCGGCCCGCGGCCGGUGGGACGGGGAGGCACGGUCAAGCUGCAGCUCCACACGAAGGAGCAGCUGCUGCUCGUGCUUGACCAGGCCGACCUCCACGGUUUCGACGCGUCGAGCGGCGCCCACCGCUUCUCGUGGCGCGGGCUGGCCCCGCAGCCGCUGGUGGACUGCGCGCUGUGCCUGCAGGGCGGGCUGCUGUUCACCGCGACCGCGGCGCCGCAUGCCACGGUGAGCAGCGGGCGCCGCACGCCCUAA